CCAGUUUCGAACAGAGUUCUUGAAAGUGGUUUUCGAGGCGCCUCGCUAAGAGAAUUCUCUUUGAAGCAGAAAGCUGAUUCUUGCUUCUUGUCUUCUCAUCUUCUUCUGCCUAGCGCCGCUGGUUUGAAAGGGCAGCCAUGUCGCGUACUUUCAUCCUGUCGCAGUCGGUCAGGCUUUGUUCGGGCUCUAGAAGAAGCAGCAAAGAGCUGGCAACGUUGACAGGUUUCAAUAUCAUUGCAAAGAAUCCUGCAGCUGUACUCACUUGUCCUUCAUGUACUGCAGCAAGGGGUUUGAGCUUUGAAGGCAGGGCGCCUUCAGCCAGCACAGCAUUGUCCAGCUCAUUAUCGGAAAGAGAACUCCUUCCUCAAAAGAACGUAGCCAGCCAUCCUUCUACGGCACUAAGCCGGUGGCCAAGUCAUAUUCAAUCCUCCCCACUCCAAAAAGCCAGUGCGUUUGGUCAGCAUUUGAAGCUUACUAGUGCACCACCUCAACCAUCAAUGAGUGGUGACGGUCGAUCAGGUCUGCAUUCAAGGGCGCCUCUUUGUCGAGCUUCGGGGAAGGAGAUUAGCCAGCCGGGUGGAAUUGUUGCAGGAAAGCGUCUCAUACUGUACAGCAAACCAGGUUGCCACUUGUGUGAUGGGUUGAAAGAGAAGCUGGACAUGGCAUUUAUGAUGGGAGGAGAGCACUCCAUCGCUGGGAUGGAACUAGAGAUACGAAAUAUACUCGACAAGAAGGAAUGGGAGCAGGCAUACCAGUACGAGAUCCCCGUGCUGACAUGGUCGAAUGAAGGGAGCGACGACGAGGUUGCCAUCCCUCGGUUCUCUCCACGAACAAGUAUAGAGAGAAUGCAGAAGCAACUUCACAGCUUGCUCACAUCGUAGUUACAAGCGAUAUGCUGCCAAAGACUUUUAUCAACACAGCCUGCUACUCAGUCUGCUUAGCCCGCUUGCCGCAUGUGUCUGAAGUUCGGUAGCGAGGGCUGCCAUGCCAUGGCAUUUUCACAUGGCCAUCCGCGCCGAGUCGGCUCUUCCGAAGAGGCCUUUUAUGUUAGUAGUCGGCCUCUGGAAGGAGUCUGAGAGAUUCCAGUUGCCAUCGUUCAGACGCUUUCAUCGUCACACUUCAAAGUUGUCUGGGUGCAAAGUUGCAUCGCAUUUUCGGUUGUCGCGCGCAGUACUGAUGGGGG
Klebsormidium nitens is the source of this 1183-nucleotide messenger RNA. The record is from the annotation of a GenBank genome assembly. NCBI's taxonomy places the organism in Eukaryota, Viridiplantae, Streptophyta, Klebsormidiophyceae, Klebsormidiales, Klebsormidiaceae.